AUGGGUGUCAACGAGGCUAGCACUGCGUGUACGGACGAUGUCCUCCGAGUCGACAUUUCCCGUCCAGAUCGACCUCACCUCACCAUUGUUGACUUGCCUGGGCUAAUACAUUCUCACAGCAAAACACAGUCUGCCGAAGAUGUCCAGCUGGUACGGUCCCUAGUGCGGAGGUACAUAGAAAGCAGCAGGUCCAUCGUUCUAGCAAUUGUCUCCGCCAAAAACGACUACGCUAAUCAGCUUAAUAAGAGCCUCGUUCCGAUACGCAAGAUUGAUGUAGUCAAAUCUCACCUCUGA
Zasmidium cellare ATCC 36951 is the source of this 294-nucleotide messenger RNA. RefSeq lists its product as uncharacterized. Bases 1 to 294 code for a protein of 97 amino acids. The transcript has a single exon. Gene Ontology annotation, molecular function: microtubule binding; GTPase activity. Gene Ontology annotation, cellular component: membrane; microtubule; cytoplasm. NCBI's taxonomy places the organism in Eukaryota, Fungi, Ascomycota, Dothideomycetes, Mycosphaerellales, Mycosphaerellaceae. The record is from RefSeq and is a predicted model, not a curated record.